Molecule: messenger RNA, 1249 nt
Organism: Silurus meridionalis
Lineage: Eukaryota; Metazoa; Chordata; Actinopteri; Siluriformes; Siluridae
Product: actin-related protein 2/3 complex subunit 4
Exons: 6
Coding region: 98-604 (168 amino acids)
Biological process (GO): actin filament polymerization; Arp2/3 complex-mediated actin nucleation
Cellular component (GO): Arp2/3 protein complex; actin cytoskeleton
Molecular function (GO): actin filament binding
Source: RefSeq, a predicted model, not a curated record
UUAGCGUAGGAGGCGGGGGAAUCAGGAAUACGGGUAGGGGAGAAAAUAACACCAGGCGUGGCGUAAAUACUUCCGCCUUUCUCAAAGGACCACAAAAAUGACGGCGACUCUGCGUCCGUACCUGAGCGCCGUGCGCGCCACCCUACAGGCAGCCCUGUGCUUGGAGAACUUCUCCUCUCAGGUGGUGGAACGGCACAACAAGCCAGAGGUGGAGGUCAGGAGCAGCAAAGAGUUGCUGUUGCAGCCGGUGGUGAUCAGCCGCAACGAGAAGGAGAAAGUCCUGAUCGAGGGCUCCAUCAACUCGGUUCGGGUCAGCAUCGCUGUCAAACAGGCGGAUGAGAUCGAAAAGAUCCUGUGCCACAAGUUCAUGCGCUUCAUGAUGAUGAGAGCGGAGAACUUCUUCAUCCUGCGAAGGAAACCUGUGGAGGGCUACGACAUCAGCUUCCUCAUCACCAACUUCCACACAGAGCAGAUGUACAAGCACAAGCUCGUGGACUUCGUCAUCCAUUUCAUGGAGGAAAUCGACAAAGAGAUCAGCGAGAUGAAGCUGGCGGUCAACGCACGCGCUCGCAUCGUCGCUGAGGAAUUCCUCAAAAACUUCUGAGGAUGCGCCGCUGCGCUCUUUGCGGAGAUUCCUGUAGCGAGAGGCAUCGCGGGUUUUUAAACCUCAGCAGGAGCUCAUUGUCAUCCAGUCAGUAAAACGAUCCCGAGGACCGACGACACACCGAACGAUCCUGCGAUGUCGUACGCAGCGUCUCUCUCUCUCUCUCUCUCUCUCUCUCUCUCUCUCUCUCUCUCUCCCCUCCCCUCCCCUCGUCUUCUGUUAAAAUGUGCUUCUUGUUCCCAUGGAUAUUGAAGUUGUACAUUAGAACCGUCAGGAAGAAAAAAACAUUUUCUGAUAACAAAAAAAAAAAAGAAGAAGAAAAUACUCAAGAUCAAGGCAGGUCCUUAAAAAAAGUGUUAUUCAAAUAUACGUCAAUAUUGAUGGGCACAGGAAAUACUGUCUACACGUCGUAAAAGUCUCCAGCGGCUUCGGAUUCCCUGUUUCGUCUUUUAUACAAUUCAUUGUGACAGAAAAAAAAAAAGUGGGUGUUUAUAUUUUGACACAGCCUCUGAUUCUAAUUUCAGGUGAAAAGUAAAGUAACGACAAGAAAAUCAAAUGUAAAAAAAAAAAAAAGAAAGAAAGAAAGGAGGAAUGUAAAACUGAUGGUAGCGAUAAAACCAAUAAAGAUAUAUUGCGCUUUGUGUA